Monodelphis domestica (gray short-tailed opossum) is the source of this 3619-nucleotide messenger RNA. It is a transcript of the gene CABYR, whose product is annotated as calcium binding tyrosine phosphorylation regulated. The record is from RefSeq and is a predicted model, not a curated record. Gene Ontology annotation, cellular component: sperm fibrous sheath; cytoplasm. Gene Ontology annotation, biological process: sperm capacitation. Lineage: Eukaryota; Metazoa; Chordata; Mammalia; Didelphimorphia; Didelphidae. Gene Ontology annotation, molecular function: calcium ion binding.
AAGUAGACCACGAGAUCAUUGUGACACCACUGGACCCUCGCGGGGACCCCGCCCCUUCUGGUAUAAAAGGCCUCCCUAGUGUUGCGCCCCUUUACAGGAGCCGCCGGCAAGGGGGCAACGAGGAAGCGUCUAGAGCGUAGCUGAGAAGGAAAAGAAAACUACUUGUUUCAAGCCCUACCCUGCCUUUUCCUUAUUUGAACCAUCAGCAAGAUCACCACAUAAAACCAAAGAUGAAUGUCUACAAAUUUGAAAUGAAGUUGAGAGAUUGCAAUCAAUUAACAGCAUCGUCAUCAACAUCUCCCAAAAUGAUUUCUUCGAAACCCAGGCUUGUGGUUCCUUAUGGCCUGAAGACUCUACUGGAAGGAGUUAGCAGAGCCAUUCUCAAAACCAAUCCAGCGAACAUCACCCAAUUUGCAGCUCUUUAUUUCAAAGAGCUGAUUUUGUUCAGAGAAGUAAAUUCUUCAUUGGAUAUAAAAGACCUGGUUAAACAAUUUCAUCAAAUCAAAGUAGAGAAAUGGUCAGAAGGAACAACACAGGAGAAGAAAGUAGAGAGUGCAAAAGAGCCAGAACCAUCAACUGUGCCUUGUGAAGAACCUAAACGGAAGGAGAAGUCUACAGACACGGAGGAAGACAAUAUCUCAGGACCAUUGUUUAGCAACAAAACCACCCAGUUCCCAUCGGUUCACACUGAAAUUGCAGAGCCGGAAGAGACAUCAGAAUCAGUUAGUGAGCCCUCUCCCAAAGCAACUACCCCUAAGGUAUCCACCCCACCAUCCUCACCAUCUCCACUCGCAGCUGCCUCACCGGAAUUUGCUUAUGUCCCAGCUGACCCAGCACAGCUAGCUGCCCAGAUGUUAGGUAACGUUGCAUCUGUUCAUUCUGAAGUUUUAAUGGUGGAUGUGGCAACAAGUAUGCCUUCUCUUUCCGAUAUGUGUCUGUCCUUAGAGGCUUUUGAAGAUUUUUCCGUGUCCAGCCUUCCAAAUUUAGCACCUCAGCUUCUGAGUCAAACAUCCAUCCGUAUAGAUAUAGGUUCCAAAGAUACUAAGGGUGAGACAUCCUCGGCUUCCUCACACCCCUUGCAGGGUGAACAAGAACUUCCUGCUCACGAUCAAGCUCCUGAAGUCCUUUGCCAGGCUGAUUUUGAGUAUACAUCAUCCAUUCAUAUUUCAUCUGAAUGUAAUGAGCCUGAGACUGAAGGAGCAGCUUUUGUAGAGCAUAUAUCAGAGCACAUAAUAGUCCCUUUUAAUGAACCAAUAGAAGGUUUCUGUGAGACUGAGCAGCUACCAUCAGAAAGCCAAAUUCAUAUAGCUCAUGAGACAGCCUCCAUGGUGUCUGCAAAGUCUGUAGGCUCUCCAAAAAUUGUAGCCUCUGCAAAAUCCGUAGCCUCUGCAAAAUCUCCACCCCUAGAGGAGCCUAUAAAACAUGGAUCAUCAGUAAUCGCUGAAAAAUCAGAAUUCUCAGUGUAUGGAGAGGCAGAGGCAGAGAUGGAGGCAGAGGCAGAGGCAGAGGCAGAACCAGAACCAGAACCCCCAGAGAUAAUGACCUCUGCAAAGUCUCUGCAUGAGGAGGCCUCUGCAAGGUCUCCACAACUAGUGCCCUCUGCAAGGUCUCUGGUUAUGGAGGCCUCUGCAAAGUCUCUGCAUGAGGAGGCCUCUGCAAUGUCUCCACAAGUAGUGCCCUCUGCAAGGUCUCUGGUUAUGGAGGCCUCUGCAAAGUCUCUCCAUGAGGAGGCCUCUGCAAAGUCUCUCCAUGUGGAGGCCUCUGCAAAAUCCCUGCAUGCUGAGGGGUCAGUAAAGUCCCUGCACACUGCUCAAGGGUCAGCAAAAUCCCUGCAAGCUGCUGAAGGGUCUGCACAAUUCCUGCAAGUUGAGGGAUCUGUAAAAUCCUUGCAUGCUGAAGGGUCUGCAAAAUCCCUGCAUGCUGAAGGGUCAGCAAAAUCCCUGCACACUGCUGAAGGGUCUGUAAAAUCCCUGCAUGCUGAAGGGUCUGCAAAAUCCCUGCACACUGCUGAAGGGUCUGUAAAAUCCCUGCAUACUGCUGAGGGGUCUGUAAAAUCCCUGCAUACUGCUGAAGGGUCUGUAAAAUCCAUGCAUACUGCUGAAGGGUCUAUAAAAUCACUGCAUACUGCUGAAGGGUCUAUAAAAUCACUGCAUACUGCUGAAGGGUCUAUAAAAUCACUGCAUACUGCUGAAGGGUCUGUAAAAUCCCUGCAUACUGCUGAAGGGUCUGUAAAAUCCCUGCAUACUGCUGAGGGGUCUGUAAAAUCCCUGCACACUGCUGAAGGGUCUGCAAAAUCCCUGCAUGUUGAGGGGUCAGUAAAAUCCCUGCAGGCUGCUGAAGGGUCUGCCAAAUCCCUGCAUGUUGAGGGGUCUGCCAAAUCCCUGCAUGCUGAGGGGUCUAUAAAAUCCCUACAAGCUCCUGAAGGGUCUGCAAAAUCCCUGCAUGUUGAAGGAUCUGCAAAAUCUGUGCUUGUUGAGGGAUCUGUAAAAUCCUUGCAUGUUGAGGGUUCUGUAAAAUCCCUGCAUGCUGAAGGUUCUACAAAAUCAGUUCACGCUGAGGGGUCUGUAAAAUCCGUGCAUGCUGAGGGCUCUGUAAAAUCUGUGCACGAUGAAGGUUCUGCAAAAUCUCUGGCUGCUGAGGGGUCUGCAUAUUCCAUUCACUCUGAACCAAGGGCCAAUACUGCAUCCCCAGAGGAAAUACCUGUCAGUUCUGGGGGAACUCCAAAAUCAGUACACUCCGUUGUAACUGUAAAAACUACAGUUAGUGAGACCCCUCAAAUCCCAGAAGUUCCAAUUGAACUGGAAGAUGAACCAGCAGGGGAAGAAGAGGAAGGGGAAGCAGCGCCUGAAGAAGGUUUGGAGCCACAAGCGAUAGCAGCAAGCGAAGCAGGACAACCACCACCAUAUUCUAACAUGUGGACCCUUUAUUGUCUAACUGAUAUGAACCAACAAAGCCGCCCAUCACCGCCACCACCUGCACCUGGGCCUUUUCCCCAAGCAACCCUCUAUGUGUCUAAUGCUAAGGAGCCACAGUUUCUGCAGCAUCCACCGAAAGUUACUUCUCCAACUUAUGUGAUGAUGGACGACUCCAAGAGGACCGGUGCCCCACCUUUUAUUUUAGUAGGCUCAAAUGUUCAGGAAACCCAGGAGUGGAAACCUCUUCCUGGACAUACUGUUAUUCCACAGCCAGAUCCCUCCAAGAGAUAUACUGCAGUCCAAGUUCCAAUUGCUGUUCCUGCCGAACAGAAAUUCCAGAAACAUGCCCCAGCCCCCCCGAAUGGUAACUCUCCUCUGAGUGGACAAGAACCCCCCAGACCACAAAGCCCAGUUUUUCUUUCUGUUGCUAUCCCAAUAGAAGAUGUAGGCAAAAAGGGUUCAGGAUCUGGUGACAAACGUACCCCCUUUGCAGGAAGUUACGGUAUUGCUGGAGAAAUUACCGUGACUACUGCCCAUCUUCGCAGAGCAGCAGAAUCUUAAACUGGUUGGUAAAUUUCCCAACCAUAGGGUGUGACCUUUUGGAGGAAGUCUGGAAAUCUUACCACUGAACUUCAGAAUCUUGAUUUGUUUCAUCUAGAGACUGACUUUUUUUAAAAAAAGAAAAUUAAACGGAAUUGAAUCGA